This is a messenger RNA of Camelina sativa (false flax), 265 nucleotides long. The record is from RefSeq and is a predicted model, not a curated record. Lineage: Eukaryota; Viridiplantae; Streptophyta; Magnoliopsida; Brassicales; Brassicaceae.
GGACAAGAAGAAAGCUGGUGGCUCCGAUCCUUUGGAAGAGUACUGCAAUGACAAUCCUGAGACUGAUGAGUGCCGUACUUAUGAUAAUUAAUAAUGUUUAGGUAUGGUCAGAUCUCGAUGUUUUUGUUGAUGUUGUUGUUGUUGUUGUUGUCCCUUGUUGUGUUUUGGUUUGGUUUGGUUUGAUGAUUGUAAUGUGAUAAUGAAAUAUCAGAAUAUGGAUAGUACAAUUACAAUACAUAUACCAGGAGUAUAUUUCUCUUACGUU